This is a messenger RNA of Trypanosoma cruzi, 1287 nucleotides long. Its product is annotated as mucin-associated surface protein (MASP), putative. The transcript has a single exon. Lineage: Eukaryota; Euglenozoa; Kinetoplastea; Trypanosomatida; Trypanosomatidae. The coding region runs from base 1 to 1287 and encodes 428 amino acids. The record is from RefSeq and is a predicted model, not a curated record.
AUGGCGAUGAUGAUGACUGGCCGUGUGCUGCUGGUGUGUGCCCUCUGCGUACUGUGGUGCGGUGUAUUUGGAAUUGCGGCCGACGAUGCUGGUGGUGCCGAUGGCAGUGCGGUUGAGUAUUUGCUCUCGCGGUGGCGCGCUCAGCUGCGGAGGGGUUGCGCGGUGGAGGUCAGCAGGAGGACAGGAGGCGGUGCGAAUGCGUCUGCCGUGGAAGAAUGCGUGGGUCGGGGGAUGGACGGUGUGCGUGCCGUUGUGGAUGGCCGUAGCCGUUGGGCACAUCAGCGCUCCGUCAUUGUUGCCACUUCUGCUGGUGACAAUUCUGAUGAUUACAAAGUCCCGGGAUCUCUCCCGGAAGGACAGUCAGGGAGCGUCGCUCAAUUGCCGGUUCAACAACCGUUGAAACCAGCGCCGAGCUCGGUGCCGGGAUCAACGGAUAAUGCAACUGAAAAAAAUAAGCCAACAAAUCCCGCACAGCCUCUUGCGACGGGGGAGAACAUAAAUGGAGAAUUAAUAGAAGUGAAAAGAGACGAUGAAGUCAAAAAGGAAGAAAGCGAAGAGGAAGAAGGCGAGGAAGUUGAAGAAACCGAUGAUGAAGAAGAUGAUAAUGCAGGCAGUGGGACAUCUGAUGGAAGUCAAGAACAAGGAAAGCAGAAAGCAGGUACUGGACAAGGGGCAUCAGGAGGCACUGGAAAAGAAAAUGGAAAUGUUGUUGCCGGCAGUAAAUUGGCGGAAGGGGCCGCAGCCUCUCCGCCUGUUGUUUCCGUCGACGUCGAGAAUCCCAAAAGUGUCGAGUUGACUCGUGACGAUGUUGGAGGAAAGAGACAAACCCAUGAAAAGACAGUGCAAGAGCCACCAGCAGUGAAACUGAGAGAGAAUGUACCAGCGGAAUUAAUUUCCACGGAAGAUGCGGCGGAAGGGGAAAAACAAAAGGCGGAAGAAAAAGCGGAGGAAGCAGAAACAAACGAGGAACAAAAAACCACCGCAAAAAAAUUGAGAGAAGAAACGCCAACAGCACCAGAGAAAAAGACGAAAGAAGAGCAAAAGGAUAAGGAGGUACAACACAUACAAAGCAAAAACGAAGAAAAAGAAACGGAUGGAGCAGAACCAACAGCUGAAAAAGAGGCAGACGUUGAAAAAACGGCCGCAUUCAAAAAUAUCAACAUGAAUAACAUUACCAAACCUGGCGACAGUGACGGCAGCACCGCGGUCUCCCACACCACCUCCCCUCUUUUGCUUCUUCUUGUUGUUGUUGCGUGUGCGGCUGCGGCUGCGGUGGUGGCCGCGUGA